This is a messenger RNA of Arvicola amphibius (Eurasian water vole), 1149 nucleotides long. It is a transcript of the gene Ap4s1, whose product is annotated as adaptor related protein complex 4 subunit sigma 1. The transcript has 6 exons. The coding region runs from base 392 to 886 and encodes 164 amino acids. Gene Ontology annotation, cellular component: intracellular membrane-bounded organelle. Gene Ontology annotation, biological process: vesicle-mediated transport; protein transport. NCBI's taxonomy places the organism in Eukaryota, Metazoa, Chordata, Mammalia, Rodentia, Cricetidae. The record is from RefSeq and is a predicted model, not a curated record.
UCGGAAGGGGGUGCCGGGGCCAGUAGGCGAGACGCUCAGCCCAGGCCCUCUGCGCCUGGGCUCAACCUCAAGAGGACCAACAAGAGCCAACUCGGGGCCCAGCGGACCCACGCCAUCCUGGCGCUCAGAGGCGCUUGUCCCAAGCCCGGAGGCCCGGUAGGCGCCGCCGGAGGAGCCCCGCAGACGCCAUGCUAAAAGCCAAAAUGGCUGCCCCGAGGAUGCCCGCAGCGCGCCGCCUGUGAGCAGGGAGCCGGCCGCUGCGGGAGCGGGGGAGGGGGCGCCGGGAAGGCAGUCGCCGCUCGCCAGCCGGAGCCUCUCAGGUUGUAGCCGCAGGCAUCCCUUGCCUUUACUUUUAAUUUCUAUUUGGAAAGGAACUGUUCAAAGGGGGAAAAUGAUAAAGUUCUUCCUUAUGGUGAACAGACAGGGGCAGACCCGACUGUCUAAGUACUAUGAGCACGUGGAGAUUAAUAAGCGCACACUUCUGGAAACGGAGGUCAUCAAGAGUUGUCUGUCUCGAUCCAGCGAACAAUGCUCGUUCAUUGAAUAUAAGGAUUUUAGGCUGAUCUAUCGGCAGUAUGCAGCUCUCUUCAUCGUGGUCGGAGCUAAUGACACCGAGAAUGAGAUGGCUAUUUAUGAAUUCAUACACAACUUCGUAGAAGUUUUAGACGAGUACUUCAGCCGAGUGAGUGAACUAGAUGUAUCCUUUUUCAGAACAUUUCCCAUGCUAUGUGGAAAAGCCCACUCUAGGUGUAAUCAGAUAAUGUUUAAUUUGGAUAAAGUCCACAUCAUUUUGGACGAGAUGCUGCUGAACGGCUGCAUUGUGGAAACUAACAGAGCGAGAAUCCUGGCCCCUCUCCUGAUCCUCGACAAGAUGUCGGACAGCUGAGGACAACUGCCAGGCAAGGCCGGAAUGGCGGGCACGCCAAAGACGUCGCGAACCAUGCAGCCUUCCGAGAGCUGGCGGUGGCUGUUCCCCAUGACUCCUCAGGAGAAAACAAUUCUGUGUACAAAGAAACUUUUUCUCUAAGCAGAGAGCCAAGGUUUCACAUGGCAACUGUACAGAUGUUUUCCUUCCGUGGGAGCAGCAGGGCCGUGGUGGCAGAACGAUGGCAGCUGUCCUUUAGCCAAUAAAUUUCUAACUGACUUGCC